Molecule: messenger RNA, 594 nt
Organism: Trametes versicolor FP-101664 SS1
Lineage: Eukaryota; Fungi; Basidiomycota; Agaricomycetes; Polyporales; Polyporaceae
Exons: 1
Source: RefSeq, a predicted model, not a curated record
AUGCCACGGUUCUUGAACACCUCGUCAGGCGAGUUCGAAUGGCACAAUGAUCCUGCAGAGAUCGUCUACGCCAUUCUAUCCCAUACUUGGCGUGACCCCGAGGACGGUGGCGAGCAGACCUUCGACGACGUCUGCGCGCUCCAAGCUGCGGUAGCCGAGGAUAUUCGGAAACAGCAAAUCGCUGUUCUGGCCGAGUUGAAGGCUCUCGCAAACCUCACCCCAUCGCUCAUUCCCCGCUUUUCAGUCGAUAUUCUCGAGCGUUUGGGAUCCACGCCCUCCUGUGUUCUCUCUCAUCCAAAGCUCUCAGACAAGAUCAAGGGCGUCUGCAAGGUCGCACGCGAGGCCCGUUUCCGGCUCGUGUGGAACGACGCGUGCUGCAUCGACAAAUCGAGUAGCGCCGAGCUCUCCGAGGCGAUCAACUCGAUGUACGAGCUGUAUAGGCUAUCGCAAGUCUGCUACGUCUAUCUCGAGGACGUUCCCGACGGCAAUGAUCCCCAGGACCCAGAUUCCCACUUCAGGCGAAGUAGAUGGCACAGACGCGGUUGGACACUGCAGGAACUCAUCGCACCGGAGACGGUCGAGUUUCUAACGAAG